AUGGGCGAAGCAGCAGUACCGCCUGAGCUAGACACCGAUCCAGCAGCAAAGAUGGCUCAGACGAACCCUCUGCCUGUUCCCAUGGGCCCGUGGAAGAUCACCGUGUACGACCAAGAAAACUUCCAGGGCAAGAGGAUGGAGUUCACUUCGGCCUGUCCAAACAUCAUGGAAUGUGGCUUCGACAACAUCCGCUCCCUGAAGGUGGAAUGUGGCGCCUGGGUGGGUUACGAGCACACCGGCUUCUGCGGGCAGCAGUUCAUCCUGGAGAGGGGAGAGUACCCGCGCUGGGACGCCUGGAGCGGCAGCAACGCCUACCACAUCGAGCGCCUGAUGUCCUUCCGCCCCGUCUGCUCCGCUAAUCACAAGGAAUCCAAGAUCACCAUUUUUGAGAAAGACAACUUCAUCGGCCGCCAGUGGGAGAUUGCUGAUGACUACCCCUCGCUGCAGGCCAUGGGCUGGGCCAACAACGAAGUGGGCUCCAUGAAGAUCCAGUGCGGCGCCUGGGUGUGCUACCAGUAUCCCGGGUACCGUGGCUACCAGUACGUCCUGGAGUUUGACCACCACGGUGGAGACUACAAGCACUGGAGAGAGUGGGGUUCGCACGCCCAGACCUCCCAGAUCCAAUCCAUCAGGCGUGUCCAGCAGUAG
Onychostruthus taczanowskii (white-rumped snowfinch) is the source of this 648-nucleotide messenger RNA. It is a transcript of the gene CRYBA1, whose product is annotated as crystallin beta A1. Gene Ontology annotation, biological process: lens development in camera-type eye; visual perception. Lineage: Eukaryota; Metazoa; Chordata; Aves; Passeriformes; Passeridae. The record is from RefSeq and is a predicted model, not a curated record. Gene Ontology annotation, molecular function: structural constituent of eye lens.